This is a messenger RNA of Chara braunii, 4061 nucleotides long. The record is from the annotation of a GenBank genome assembly. NCBI's taxonomy places the organism in Eukaryota, Viridiplantae, Streptophyta, Charophyceae, Charales, Characeae.
CUUCAGAGUUCGGGCACGACAGUGCAUGCCACUGCUCACUCGAUCACAGACCAAGGCCAUGGACCAGAAGGCGGGAGAAUCCCUCCUGGCCUAUGAGGAAUGCCUGGCUGCGUUCAUCCAGGAGGCCAACUAUAGGGCUGCCGCGGCGGCCAAGGAACGGAACCGGAUUGAGCAAGAAGAGGAGACCAAGCGACAGCAGGAGAAACAGGACCGACUUCGUCAAGAAGAGGCAGACCUGCAGGCUGCAGCUGAACACCGGUCACGCCAGCGGGAACGACUGUUCACGCGGGAGACCGUGAUCGGUGAUGAGACCACACAUUGGGUGGAAAUGGCAUCUGGGGACGAGGCAUCGGUGACUGACAAAGGGCUGUCCGCCGUUGCGCACAUCUCCCACGACCUCGUGGCCACCUGCGCUCUGCAGCAGGAGGAAAUCCUUCACCUGCAGCAGACAAUGGACCAGAUGCUUGCACGACUGCAGGCGUUGGAGAAACAGCCAGCUGCUGUAGCAGCCGCAGGGCCUUCCAACCUUGCCACCCGCAUCCAAGUUUUGGAGGAUGACGUCAGCAACAUCAAGCGUGUGCAUCAGAAUUUCCGGACGUCACAGCAAGCAACGAACUUGCAGUUGGAGACACAGCACCAUCCACGAUGCUGCACAUUGCCCCACCAAGGGGAAACCCCGUUCGGGAAAGUAGGCGCCGCCGAGGGUGACUCGACACCUCCCUCGACGCCAUCGGAAGCGGUUGUGCUCACGACCGCCCUUUCUUCCGAGGCAUAUGCGGAUGUCGGGAGUCUUCCACUUUCGCUCGAAGACUUUGCUGCCUGGCUCGUUCCUUCGCUGGACGCUUCUCAAGGACAAGAUACAUGUGCGGCUUUCUCACCGUCCGAGGGUUCUUCCGUCAAUUCGUCUUCAUCAAGGGAUUCAGGAAGCGUGUUCAACGAGGAGGUCUUGGACCCGCUCACGCCCGAGGAUUUCGCUUGGGUUCCUCUCCCUACGACGGGCAGCCUUCCGGGGCCGCAAAGCGCAGCACUAUGCGCCCUCUUACACGAGUAUCUCUCCUUCCAUGCACCACCAACUUCGCCGACGGUAGACGAAGUCGCGGUAGGGGACAUGCUUGGCUACGUUGCCAAGGUGGCCGGCGAGUUUGCCUCGCAACGGAACGAAGAAAACAACGCACCGUUGCUCUACGUCCGCAUUCAAAUUGGGCAAGCGGCCUGCAACGCUUUGCUGGAUUGCGGCGCAACUCGCUACUUCAUCAGCCAGUCCUUCAUGACUCGGGCUGGUCUUGGGGCACAAAUACGGAGGAAGUCACAUCCGACGACGGUCGCUUUUGCCGACGGUAAGACGAAACAGUUCUUAGACCGUUACAUCUCGGCUGUCCCGGUGUAUUUUGCACCGCACGCAUGUGAACCCGUCACUUUUGACGUAUUGGACACCGACUUCGAUGUCAUUUUGGGGAUACCUUGGCUUUCUAGCGCGGACCACACGGUAAAUUUCCAUCGACGCACGCUCACGAUUCAUGAUGCCGUUGGCGCCGAGGUCCCGUGUACUAUUCCUCCUCGCUCCUCCAUUCGGUGCCAAGUCGUGAGUGCCAAAUCUUUCCGAGACACGUGCCGUUUCGAGCACAUCGAAGAGAUUGGCAUCGCAUUUCUUCGAACCGUCCCUACGACCGACUCAUCGUCCACGGAUUUGUCUUCCGACCCCCGUGUGACCCGGUUGUUAGACGAGUUCUCGGACGUGUUCGAGACUCCCUCCGGUAUAGUGCCGGACCGGCCGAUCUCUCACGAGAUCAUACUUGAGGCCGGCGCCGUGCCACCUAAGGGAUGCAUUUAUCGCAUGUCCGAGGAGGAGCUCACGGUUCUCCGUGUGCAACUCGAUGAUCUACUUGACAAGGGUUGGAUCCGCCCUAGCAGCUCACCUUACGACGAUAUCCUCGUCUAUAGCCGAACUCUAGAGGAGCAUCUCGAGCACCUUCACCGUGUUCUAGAGACUCUUCGGUCAGCCCGGUACAAAGCCAACCGCGACAAAUGCGAGUUUGUCCGGCAAGAGCUUGAAUACUUGGGCCAUCUUGUCUCUCCGGAAAGCAUUCGUCCGUUGGCGGACAAGAUUCAAGCCAUCCAGGAGUGGCCCGAGCCGAGGAAUGUGACGGACGUCCGAUCCUUUCUCGGCUUGGCCGGUUAUUAUCAGCGCUUCAUCAAGGGUUACUCGAAGAUUGCGGCCAACCUAAGCAAGUUACAAAGCGAGGAGCGGCCUUUUGACUUCGACGACGACGCGCGCCGUUCCUUUGAAACACUCAAAGCGACACUCUUAUCCGCAGAGGACACGAUUAAUAGUACCAUUGCAAGUUGGAUGGCUUUCAUCGACCAGUUUGACUUUUUCCCCGAUCACAUUCCCGGGAAGUCAAACCGUUUUGCGGACGCCCUCUCACGGCGACCGGAUCUUUGCACCGCAGUCUACUCUACCUUCGAGAUUGACAAUGACUUGCGGGAGAGUUUCAUCCGCAGCUAUCAAGCCGACCCCCACUUUCGCGACAAGUACACGAAUUGCUUUUCUCCGAAUCCGGUGCCUUCGCAUUAUCGGAUCCAAGAGGGCUACUUGCUUGUGCAUUCACGGGGUAAGGAUCUUCUUUGUGUGCCGAGUGAUUCACACUUGCGCACAUGGCUUCUUGGCGAGUUUCACGAUGCGCUCGCCUCCGGACAUUUUGGUGUCAAUCGUACACCUGGCCGACUUCGCCAACGGUUCUAUUGGCCCGACCUUCUCAAGGACGCCACCCACUAUUGUGAGUCGUGCGAAGUCUGUCGGCGUUGCAAGUCAUGCAGCCAUCCGUUCGGCGAGCUACACCCACUACCAGUGCCCCUUGGGCGACGGGAAGCGAUUGCGAUGGAUAUCACCGGCCCCUUCCCGAAGCACAAGACCGGCGUUGAUGGGAUCCUCACGGUCGUUGACCGCCUCACCAAGUACGCCAUGUUUUUGCCUUGCCGCUAUCACGCAAAGGCACCGGAGUUAGCCGAGGUCUUUUACACCGGUUGGAUUCGCUCCAAGGGCUACCCCAAGGAGAUCGUUUGCGACCGGGACACUSGCUUUCUCUCCGACUUUUGGGUCGCCCUCGUCAAUCGAUGGGGCUCAUCUUUGAAGCCGAGUUUGGCUCGCCACCCGCAAACCGAUGGUCAAACAGAAAGGGCGCAUCAGACCGCUCAAGUCCUUCUACGCACUCUCAUCCGUCUCGACCAAGUUGAUUGGGUUGAGCGCUUGCUAGACGUCGAGUUGGCUGACAACUCAUCGAUCCAUCUGACUAUCGGGAUGUCGCCGUUCGAGUUUGAGCAUGGUUCACCCAUCUCAUCGCCGCUGGACGCCAUUUUGCCGCGCACAGCCGAGAGCGACGACCAUCUUGCGUUCCUUCGUCGCAUGCAAGAGCUUCUUGUCAAGGCAUGGGAUCAGAUGUCAAAGACACAAAUACGGAUGAGCCGUCAAGCCAACCGCAAUCGUCUCCCUUGCCCGUUCCGCGUCGGCGAUCUGGUUUGGGUCUCCGCCGCGGAGUUCAACCUUGAGCAAGACAUCUCUCGCAAGCUCCUUCCCAAGUGGAUGGGGCCUUGGCGCAUUCUCUCUGCAGUUGGUGAUGAUCCCAAGGGGUCUUCAUUCCGCAUCGCGGUGCCACCUCACUUGCCCGUCCACCCGGUGUUCCACUGUUCCAAACUCGCUCCUUUUGCUUCAACGGAGUCCGACGAGUUUCCCGGUCGACGUACGCAAGACCCUCCUUCCAUGGACGGAUUUCAGGAGGCCGGCUACAUCAUCACCGACCGGCGCCAUGGCAACAAAGAAACGGAGUUUCUACUUCACUUUUCCUACUGCAGCCACAAGGCUGACCGUUGGCUGACGCGUUCGGAACUGCAGGCCACAGCUCCCUCCGUUCUCUCACGUUAUCUUAGCAAAGGGAACACUACGCCGAGCACUCCAGCUCCUCGCCAUCCUCGCUACAUUCCGCCAUCGGAUCGGCAGCUUCGCCCGCGCCCUUGCUCGUCUUCAUGAGGAGGGGGGCGUGUUACAUGCUGAGAGCCUACACAUG